GACUUCUGAACGAACCGUUUGACAACGGGCCAUUUACUUCAUCUAAAGCGGACGCGUUGCGGUGUUAUUGUUUUGUUGUGUUUACUUAGGAAUCAAGGAACGUAACAGGUGAAAUGCACUGAGUGCACAGACAAGAUCAGUAUAGCCAAUGGAUAACGUUGACGACUACUAAGACCGUAACGAAAUGCUUAGCUGGUUUUCUUAGGUAACAGCUAAGCGGUGCAUGGAGGUCAUUUUUUUGCUAAAAUGCCAUAUAAUGAAUAAUAAUAGAUCAUCUGAAUAUAUUUCUCAGGUGUAGGUCGGUUCCCUUAUGGUGUGGUGAUUCAAACAAAGAGGGAUGGACAGAAGAAAGUGACUCGCUGCGCGGAGUACGCGCUCGGUAGUGUGGACUUCUGUUAACUGACGCGUAAUGGUGCGCUAAUAGUCAUUUGUUUGGAGGCGCUGCGAUCAUCAUGGUGGUUGAGAGGACGCUUCUCGCAGCGAGGCAAGGGGAUGUACAAACUCUAAAAGUACAGUUAGCUGAGAAGGUACUCAACAGCGAUGUGAAAGAUGUGCUGGGAGCGACUCCCGUACACCACGCCGCGCGAGCGGGGAAGCUCACCUGUCUGCGGUAUUUGGUUGAGGAAGCGGGUUUACCGGCGAGCAGCCUGGCGAGAAACGGCGCAAGUCCUGCGCAUGACGCCGCAGCCACGGGCAACCUGAGCUGCCUUCAGUGGCUCGUGACGCACGGAGGAUGUCGAGCGGCCCAUAAGGACAGCUCAGGGGCCACUGUCCUGCACCUGGCUUCUCGCUUCAGCCAUCACGAGAUCAUUGAUUGGCUGCUGAAGAGUGGGGAAGGGGAUCCUACUGUUGCCACGGAUACGGGGGCCUUGCCUGUUCAUUAUGCUGCAGCUAAAGGGGACUUACCCUCGCUCAGGCUGCUACUGGAACACAGCCCACAAGUUGUCAAUUUCCAAACUAAGAACGGUGCCACACCACUAUACCUUGCAUGUCAGGAGGGCCACCUGGAAGUCGUCCAGUACCUAGUGAAGGACUGCGGGGCGGAGCCAAGUAUCAGAGCCAAUGAUGGGAUGACACCGUUGCAUGCUGCUGCCCAGAUGGGACACAACACUGUCAUCGUCUGGCUGAUGAGUUUCACAGAAAUCAGCCUGUCUGACAGAGACAAUGAUGGGGCCACUGCCAUGCACUUUGCCGCCAGCCGCGGCCAUGCCAAGGUUCUCAGCUGGCUGCUCCUGCACGGUGGGGAGAUCGUGACGGACAGCUGGGGUGGUACGCCUCUUCAUGACGCAGCCGAGAACGGAGAGCUGGAGUGCUGUCAGAUUCUGGUAGUGAACGGAGUGGACAUGGGGAUACGGGACCAGGAUGGAUUCUCAGCGGCAGACCUGGCUGAAUACAACGGGCAUCAGCCGUGUGCCAAGUACCUCCGCACCGUUGAAAACAUGAGUGUGGAGCACCGAGUCUUGUCACGGGACCCUUCGACAGAUCUGGAGUAUAAGCAGCCGGACUCAGGCCUCUCCUCUCCCAACACCACCCUGCCCAUCUCAGCCCCUGCUGCGGCCCAUUUUGACAUCUGCUCACCCUCCAGCUCGCUGUCCAAUUACAACUCGGCAAACUCCAGCCAAUCCAGUACUGGAGAGAAGAGGAGCGGCACGCCUCCCUCACGAGGACUGACAGGAGGUGAAGAUUCGGCCAUUACAGACAUGCAGGCCUAUAUGGACAUGCUGAACCCUGAUGUAGCAGACGGCUCCCAGAAUGCAAAUGAACAUCCUGCACACCUGCCGCCCCCCCCAGCAUUUCCCCCUCCCCCACCUCCAUCAGACUCCUCCCACAUACCCCCUCCUUCACCUCCAUCAGACUCCUCCCACAUACCCCCUCUCCCACCUGCCUACCCCCCACCCAAACCACCUGAGGAGGAGGAAGUCUCCGCCGAAUACUUGAAGGUGAAGAGAAACCUUCGCCGAGUGGACAAUGACAUAGUCAAAAAAGAGCAGCUGAAUCCUGGCGAGAGCCACGAAAGGCUUCGAAGAGUGGACUCUAAUCGAAAGUCCCGUAGCUUCAGCAAGCAGCCCAGCACUGGGGAUUACUACAAAACCCUGGGUAGCGAUAGCGCAGAUCAGCACCCCAACGGAGCCAUGGCACCCAAUGAGGAGGGCUCUGCACUGUUGGAGGAAGCGUCAGACACGGCGCCUGCUCCUGAGAACGGGACGGGAAACACAGAGGAUCUGCCCCUUCCUCCUCCUCCACCUUCUAUCCCGACUCCACCUCCUCCACCACCUCUUCCCUCAGAGCUGCUGCCACCACCUCCUCCUCCUCCUCCUCCUCCUCCUCCUCCACCCAGCACCUCCACACCGGCCCCUGCCCAACGCCGCAUGUCUUCUUCCUCCAGCAAAGGGGAUCUCUCCUCUACGUAUCUGUCUCCCUCUGUCACCCCGGCUCCAGAAACACUUCGGCAGAGGAAGAGCAAUAAAUCCUUCAACAUGAUGUCCCCCACUGGAGAUAAUUCUGAGCUUCUGGCCGAAAUUAAAGCUGGGCCAAAACUGAAGCCAACACCUCAGAGUAAAGGCUACACGACCGUCUUCUCUAACAACGGCACAGCGGCGAACAAUGGGGAAUGUCCGUCAUCGCCGCCAGAGCUUCUGCCAAAACCCCAGCCCGACGACACCCAAUCUGCAAAGCCACAAUCUCCACCACCUGUCUGUCCCACGACCAGCGGUGGGUCGCCCCAGAACCACAACACCUCACAGAGCAGCGAGAAGCUCACAACCGCCGUCAACGGAAAUACUCCUGUUGUCCAGGACAAGUCCAGCAUGGUGGAUGUUGAGAGUCUGGUGCCCACACAUGACGAGCAGGGCCGAGCCAUCCCAGAGUGGAAGAGACAGGUGAUGGUGAGGAAACUACAAGUGAAGAUGCAGGAGGAGGAAGAGAACAAGAGAAAGGCUGAAGAAGAGGCUGCCCGUCUGGCGUCAUUGCCUGCCUGGAGGAGAGAUAUCAUGAAGAAGAAGAUGGAAGACGAGAGUGAUCAGAUGGAACAGAAAAGAAAAGAGGAGGAACGGCGGCAAAUGGAAAAGGAGAACGAGGAGAAGUCGGAACUGGAGCGACUACGAACGCUGGGCUAUGAUGAAACCAAGCUGGCGCCGUGGCAGCGGCAGAUUAUUUUAAAGAAAGGCGACAUAGCGAAACAGUAGUAGACUCCCCGUCACCCCCUCCGCUCUCGCACAGUUCUCUGCUGGUGUAUAACUGUAGGACACUGUUGAGAAUCUGCCAGACCCUUUAGACUCAAACCACGCGUGGGGCACCAGACAGCGUUCUGCUCGAUGACCACGUCAGCAGCGCUUCGUCUUUCGUCUGAAUCUCAGUAAAUGUUAUUGAGCUCUGAAGAUGCAUUGUAGAAGAUUAAAGAUUUGUUUUGUUUUUAAUUAACUUUAAGUGGUCAUAAUCGGUCAAGUGUGAUAAGUCCUGAACAGGUGUUAUGGCACAAUGUAUUCUUACAUAAAGUAAGUGACGUUUCUGUUAUGAUGCAUCUAUAUUGAUU
Molecule: messenger RNA, 3532 nt
Organism: Sinocyclocheilus grahami
Lineage: Eukaryota; Metazoa; Chordata; Actinopteri; Cypriniformes; Cyprinidae
Product: espin
Exons: 16
Coding region: 453-3185 (910 amino acids)
Biological process (GO): actin filament bundle assembly
Cellular component (GO): cytoplasm
Molecular function (GO): actin filament binding
Source: RefSeq, a predicted model, not a curated record